AUGAAUAUUGAAAAAUUAAGAAUAAAAAACUUAAAGGGUUUAAAUUUAAGAAAAGAAAUAGUAAUAAAUAAGAGAUAAAAUCAUGAAGAAAUAACUGACGCAGUAUAAGAUUAAAUUAAUUAAGACAGAAAAAAAGUACAAAGAACAAACCAAAGAAUAGAAUGCUGAAGAAAUUUGA
Paramecium sonneborni is the source of this 178-nucleotide messenger RNA. The record is from the annotation of a GenBank genome assembly. NCBI's taxonomy places the organism in Eukaryota, Ciliophora, Oligohymenophorea, Peniculida, Parameciidae.